Molecule: messenger RNA, 2085 nt
Organism: Ectocarpus sp. CCAP 1310/34
Lineage: Eukaryota; Phaeophyceae; Ectocarpales; Ectocarpaceae
Source: the annotation of a GenBank genome assembly
GACACUGCCUGCAACAAUAGUGUUUCACGCUUCCACUGGUACCACCCAUACAGCGCCAACGCAGCGGAGAGAGGGCUGGCGAAGUCUGAUUCUGGUGACAGACCUUCUUCGUUCAUAAUAAAAUCAUGGAUCAAGGAGACCGUGGUCGGGGGGGCCCAGAAAGUCAAGAGAUCAUUCAGGAGCUAUUCCUGAAUACGGGAGGACUGGUCGGCGCAGUGACCAGCGUCGAGGGAACCGGGCAGCUUAUUACAGGCACAAGGAACGACGAGUCCGGGUGGAGCAUCCUUCCCCCGGGUCCCGGUAGAGAAAAGACCACGGCCGCCACCGCCGCCGCCGCGUCCCUCGGAAACCGACUCACCGUCCACACCAUCCGCGACACGGGGGGCCGCGUGCUGGGACUCGGGUCGUCCUCCUCGCUACGGGCCGCCGGCACCGGCGGCGGCGGCGGUGGAGAGGGUGGCGACGAGGAUGCGGUGGUGGGGCGCUUGGAGUCCGUGGCGGAGGCGUGGGCGCCGCACGAGGGAGCCGUGACGGGAGUCGACGUGGCCGGUGGGGGGUUCGAAAGCCUUGGCGGCGUUUCGGGAGUGGUGACGUCGGGCGGGGACGGGUGCCUCCGCCUGUUUGAGCUCACACCCGGCGACGACUUUGACGAAGACGAAGACGGUUCCCCAGGGGACGGCCCGUCCCUAGGCCUUGUAGGGCAGGUGCCGACGCACAGCGACCGGGCCACAGGGGUGGCGGCGACGCGGCGGCGGGCGGUGACCGUGGGCGAGGACGGGGUCGCGAGUGUGGUCGAUCUGCAGCGCCUGGCUGAUGAUCAUGGGGGUAGUGCUGGCGGUGGUGUUGGGGGGGGGCUGGUCUGGACGGGGAGGACCAAGGGGGCAAUGCCGCUGUCCGGGGUGACGUUCCAGGGGGAGAGCGAGGAGGUGUUUGCCACGGUGGGCUGCAAUCCCAGGGGACAACUGCUGGUUUGGGAUGCACGCACGGACGGCUCCCGGCCGGUGGUUAGAGGUGCUCUCGGCUGCAUCCGCGGCAGUGAAGCUCCCUACCUGUGCGUGGCUAGCCAGCCCUUCGCACCGGAGGUGUUCGCGUGCGGUGUAAGCACCGGGGAGGUGAUUGUCUGGGACGUGCGAACGGGGGUCCCGCUGCACGAGCUCCAGGCGCAAGACGAGACCAGCGCUGCGGGGGGUUCCUGGGGCGUGACGUUCCACCCGCGGAGCCCCCGGCACCUGUUUUCGUGCUCGGGGACCGGGGUGCUGACCAAGUGGUACAUGCCUCCUGAGGGCCAAGCCCACGAACCUGCUGCCGUCGACGGAGGGGAGUGGGGGGGCGGCGGUUGGGAGUCUCUGCGGGGAGCGAGGCACCUGUACGAGCUGCCCUCUCGGUCUGGGCUGGUGGGAGUCUGCUACGACGAAACGGCGGACACGAUAGCGGCCGUCAGCAAGCACGGGCACGUGGUGGUCGCGCACGGGGUGGCCGGUUUAAGACUGUGACUUCGUUCUCUUUGUGUGGUUUGGUGAAUAGUUGGGUUAUCGUUUCGUCUGGCCUGCGUGCGGGCGUGUGGGCGUGUGUAUGGCUACUCUGUAGUGGUAUGAUGUUUGCUCUGUUGUUGUUAGGGGUUGGCUGAUGAGUGGCGGCGGUUGACACUCGUCGAUAUUUUUGCCUUGUUGCUCGUAUGCAUGCGGUGUUAUGUGUUUCGUCAUGGGUUUUUACCCCUUCUUGUCUUCCGUCCGUUGUUCGGGUCGGAUGCUUUUUGAUGUACACGCACUGGCACUACUCCUCGGGUACACAACUCUCCGUUGUUUUUGUUGUGUUGGUGUUGUUUUUGUUCGUUGCUGUUCGUGAACGCGGAACGAGUCGUAACGAGAGAGGCAUUCCAAUGUCGUCGUCUUCGGCGACUCAAAGACGAGCUUCCUUGGUCGAAGACGAGUCUGGAGAUGUCCGACUUCUCGCAAUUCUGCGACGUCUCUCGGAGGUGUCGGCGGAGUAUAUGAGGAUAUCGCAGCAGACACGAGGCUUGUCGAUGCCGGAGAAGGAAUAGACGACUGUCGAGAGGAGGGUGCACAGGAUGCACUAGCGGUGGUU